This is a messenger RNA of Tripterygium wilfordii, 3440 nucleotides long. Its product is annotated as leucine-rich repeat extensin-like protein 3. NCBI's taxonomy places the organism in Eukaryota, Viridiplantae, Streptophyta, Magnoliopsida, Celastrales, Celastraceae. The transcript has a single exon. The coding region runs from base 611 to 2467 and encodes 618 amino acids. Gene Ontology annotation, molecular function: protein binding. The record is from RefSeq and is a predicted model, not a curated record.
CACUCCCAGACCCCGAAUUAUGGGACGUUUAUAGUUUGUCUGGUUUAGGACCCUUCUUUCUUGAUCAUACACAAGAACACGACUUUCGACUCUUUCCAUGGCAUGAUAUUCUGCUACCAAACCCCUAUUUCUCUUGCCAACAAAACAAAACAGAACCCCUUUUUUCUAAAAUCAUUAAAAAAAAAUACAAUAUUUAAAGAAAAAUAUUUACAAAUGGUGGGAUUUUGACUAAAAAUGUAUAAUACAGAGUGUAUAAUACAAUUCAAUGAUUUAAUACGACUUUGGUGGCAGGCAUUCCACGUGUGGCUAGAAAAUAUAGCCGCGUUAUUGUGAAUGGAAGACACACCACAAGGCUUCACCAGAAAAACCAGCAGAGACACACCAUGACAGUUGCUUACUUGUGCAUCUAUAGAUAGAAACCAUCAAAUUUAAUCCCACUUUUUAAGCGCCAAAGCCUCUCCACCACCACUUCUCAUCUUUUCCUCUUCCUCUCUUGAUCUCACUAGCCAUCUAAAGUAAACAGAUCAAAGAACACAAUAGAAAAGGGGAAAAAAAAAAACAAUCGUAGUAUACUAAAAAGGAAAACCAUAGAGGUUCACUGGUGUGUGUGAUGAAGACAAAGGUUCAGAUUCCAGUAUUUAUCACUAGUACAGUACUCAUUUUCCUCACCAGUGCUUCACGGGUCUCUUUCUACAGCAAUGCAGGACUUUCAGACAUACAAGCAUCAUACAUCAAGCAAAGGCAGCUAUUCUAUUACAGAGAUAAACAUGGUUCUAGAGGUGAGUUUGUGAGCAUACCUGCUUCUCUCACAUUUGAUAAUCCAAGACUCAGAAGUGCAUAUAUUGCCCUUCGAGCAUGGAAACAAGCCAUAAUCUCUGAUCCUCUGAACAUUACCUCCAAUUGGAUUGGAUCCAGGGUAUGCAAUUACACGGGUGUCUUUUGCGCCCCAGCUCCAGACAACAAAUCAAUCGAAACAGUAGCUAGCAUUGAUCUUAAUCAUGGUGACAUUGCUGGGUACCUCCCAGAAGAGUUAGGCGGCCUUACAGAUAUUGCAUUGUUUCACGUCAACUCAAAUCGUUUCUGUGGCACCCUUCCCCAAAAAUUUAAGUAUCUAAAGCUUCUCUUCGAACUUGAUCUGAGCAACAAUAGAUUUGCGAGCAAGUUUCCUUAUGUUGUCCUUGGUCUGCCAAACCUCAAGUACCUUGAUCUUCGGUUCAAUGAGUUUGAAGGUAAAGUCCCCAGAGUUCUCUUUGAUAAAGAUCUCGAUGCAAUAUUUAUAAACCACAACAGAUUUGCUUUCCAGUUACCUGAUAAUGUUGGAAACUCGCCAGUUUCUGUUAUGGUUCUCGCGCACAACAGCUUUCAUGGGUGUGUUCCAGCAAGUUUAGGAAAUAUGGCAAAAACUCUGAAUGAAUUGGUUCUCAUCAACAGUGGUUUGAGCUCAUGCUUACCAAAAGAGAUUGGGUUGCUAAAGAAUGUGACAGUAUUUGACAUCAGCUAUAACAGGCUAGUGGGAGAGUUACCAGACACAAUUGGACAAAUGGUGAACUUGGAGCAGCUAAAUGUGGCUCACAACAUGCUAACGGGAACUAUACCUGAGAGCAUCUGUUCACUUCCAAAUCUCAAGAACUUCAGCUUUGCUUACAAUUUCUUCACUGGUGAGUCACCUACGUGUUUGGAUUUGGAUAAUUUUGAUGAAAGCAGGAACUGUUUGAGUGGAAGGCUGAAGCAGAGAUCCACAUUGCAGUGUAAAAUGUUUCUUUCCUGCAAAAUACAGUGUAGUGCAAUCCAGUGCCAUCACUCAGGCCGUCCCCUGCCUCCACCUCAACCCGUUUAUCCACCACCCCAAUCACCACCUUCACCACCUUCCCCUCCAUCAGUAUCACCACCGCCACCACCAUCUCUGUCGCCACCACCGUCACCACCUCCUCCAUUGUCACCAUCACCACCACUGCCGCUACCACCAUCACCUUCACCACCUCCUCCAUCCCCGUCACCACCAUCACCAUCCCCUUCACCACCUCCUCCAUCACCAUCACCACCCCCUUCUCCAUCACUGUCACCACCGCCACCUUCGCCACCACCUCCAUCACCACCAUUUCUGCCACCUUCACCGCCACCUCCAUCAUCACUGCCACCACCUUGCACACACUUACCACCACCACCCCCCUCACCAAAUCCUUACUAUAAUUCACCACCACCUCCCCCUCCACCACCACCUGCUAAUAACUAUCAAUCACCACCACCAUCGAUUUAUGCCCCACCACCCCCACCUCCAUGUACAGACCCUCCUCCACCUCCACCAUGUGAGCAGCAAUCACCACCCCCACCCCCACUUAAUCAAUACAUGCCACCUGCUUCACCUUCACCUACAGUUCCACCAGCUCCAUUCUACAAUGGUCCAUUGUCGCCAAUUAUAAGGGCACCAUAUCCUUCUCCACCGCCACCCCCACCACCAUUUAAUUGAUGCACUUUGAUCCUUCCCUACCAAUAACCACAUUAACAUCAGAAGGCUCAUACAUUCUCACCAUGUCCUCCAGAAUCACCUAUUUGCAUAUUUCAUGACCGACACACAUAAGAAACUAGAGUAAGAAGCAAGGAUGUGAUCAAUAAAUCACAUAGGGAUUGCAUGAGUCAACUCAAUUAGAGGAAAGGGGUGGGAGAGACAGAUAGAGAAGUGAGGCAAGGGGCGGAUGGGAUAAGUUUUCAAUAGUUGAAUUCUCACGCAUGCCUUUUUAGUCGCUAAUAAGACCGAGGUAGUAAUUAGAAGAGAGCAGGCUUUAGGGAAUGUAAUUAGAGAGAUGAGUUUUGUAUUAGUUAUGAUACUGCUGCUGUGAUGAAGAGCAGAGCUAAAAGAUGAGAACAGUUUCUGCUGCUCUGUUGUGCCUCAACUUCUAAACCCAACAUUAUAUUUCCAUAUCAAAGCAGAACUUGUUUCUUCACUUAUUACAAUUUAUAAGAACGUAAUUUUCCAGAUACGCUUCUUCAUGCUACCAAUCUCUUUGGUCCAAGUACGAAUACCAGUUAUAUGACUUCUUCUUGAUAUCUGUUACAAGAAAUUUCAGUUCUUUGAACUUUGUGAGGUUGGAACUCAAGUCUCCAAAUCAAUUUGACAGCAACAUUUUUUAUAUUUCACAAUGACCAAUAUCAGAGAUAACUAUUAGGACAGUAAGGUCUAGCCCGAGUAACAAUGCAUGCAAUCAUGUGCAUCUAUGAACGCGCAUCAAUAGCUCUAUAUUCAUCAUCAUCCUCCGAGCCUUUAUCCCAAAAAUUUGGAGUCGGCUACAGGAUUCUAUGAGAAAGUAAAAGGAAAAAAAAAAGGAAAAAGAAAGAUGAAAGACUACAGCACUAGAGAGGAUUAAUCAAGUGUUACCUUCGAUUCAUGGCCCUUCAUUUUUCCUGCACUUUUACAAUAGCGUAAAUCCUCAAUUAUACAUUAU